Messenger RNA from Pocillopora verrucosa, 1033 nucleotides. Its product is annotated as retinoschisin-like. The record is from RefSeq and is a predicted model, not a curated record. NCBI's taxonomy places the organism in Eukaryota, Metazoa, Cnidaria, Anthozoa, Scleractinia, Pocilloporidae.
AUGAAUGCCCAAGGGCCUUUGCUUUUACUAAAGGUACAAAUCUUGAUCGUGGUACCUAGCAGAGGUUUAGGGAGUGGAGAAACCCAUGAUAACUGCUACAGUAAUGCCGUUGGAGUUUCCAAUCCAAGUAUCAUCCUUGACAGCUUCAUGAGGGCAAAAAGUCAUAACAAAAGCAACGGUUACAACGCCCUACCAUCAUAUGGACGUCUGAACGGUAACAGAGGAGAUGGAUGGUGCGCCGAAAUAAAUGAUAAAGAUCAGUGGCUUCAAGUCGAUCUCGGGAAAGUUAUUGAAGUGUGCGCUGUUGCAACCCAAGGAGACAUCGAUGGCAAUGAAUGGGUGAUAGACUUUAAACUAGCGUACUCUAAAUCCUAUGAGGACGGUUGGCCAACUUAUAAGGAAGCUAAUGGCUCGGAAGCGAUAUUUCACAGACAAGGUGGAUCCAACGCAAUUGACCAACAUGCACUGGAAGUUCCGGUUUAUGCAAGAUACAUUCGUUUUCUACCAGUUACUUGGCAACGAUCUAUCUGCCUUAGAGUCGAGGUUUACGGAACCACCAAGUGUGCAGAGGCUCAAGGGGUGGAAAGCGGCGCCAUCUCCGACAGUCAAAUGAGCGCCUCUUCCGAAUGGAGUCACAAAGAAAAAGCUCAUUAUGGUAGACUUCAUGUAAAAGAAACACAGCACAACGCAGGGGGCUGGGUGGCUCUCACAGAUGAUGAAAACCAGUGGCUGCAGAUUGAUCUGAAUAAUCGAUACAUUAAAAUAACAAGGGUUGCAACACAAGGACGAAACAUCCUUAAUUCGCCGGAUAGAGUAACCAAGUACCAUCUGACUUACAGCAACGACGGAAUAAAUUUCUACUUUUAUAAAGAGCAUGGACAUAACGAGGCCAAGAAUUUUGCUGGAAAUACAGACCAAGACACCGUUGUGUAUCAUGACCUUUCACCACCAAUCAGGGCAAGAUACAUCCGUUUCAGACCCACAAGUUGGAUUGGUGGGGUAACUAUGCGAGUAGAGUUGUACGGCUGUCUAG